AUGGAUCACGACAGAGUGGGGAUCAAGAGAUGCUAUGGAGCGAAGGGUUUUCGAAUGAACUCGAGAAGAUUUUCAGUCGGGAGGAUACGCAGAAAGUUUCUGUAUUUGUUCAGACUUUUGGGGAGAUGGAAAUGUUCAUAUUCGAAUGCUUUGCGCUCGUUGAAGAGAAAUAUAAUUACAAGAAGAAGAGGAAGAGGAAGAGGAAGAAACGGAAAGGAUAGUAUUCAUAUGGAAUUGCCCUAUUCUUACGGUUAUAGCAGUGAUCAUCAUCAGUACAGAGUUCUGUUAUGUCUUUCUGCUGCUGCUUCUUCACGCCUGAAGAUGGCAACUGUUUGCUGGGAUCAUUUAUGGUGCCUUCAAGUCGCCAAUGAGAAAUCGUCAACUUAA
Messenger RNA from Fraxinus pennsylvanica, 387 nucleotides. Lineage: Eukaryota; Viridiplantae; Streptophyta; Magnoliopsida; Lamiales; Oleaceae. The record is from the annotation of a GenBank genome assembly.